Messenger RNA from Phytomonas sp. Hart1, 1236 nucleotides. NCBI's taxonomy places the organism in Eukaryota, Euglenozoa, Kinetoplastea, Trypanosomatida, Trypanosomatidae. The record is from the annotation of a GenBank genome assembly.
AUGCAGCGGGAUCAACUCGCGCGCUGGCAGUCGGAUCUCCAGGCCUACAGGACUACCUCUCCCUUGCGAAAAUUCACGCGCCGCGAGCACCUCGUGCGGGAGCUCUCGUCAGGUGAUAUUAAGGUGGUCUUUUUCCUCCGCGCCUCGGAUCACACGUCGUUCGCGGCUGAUCAUCAGCUGGCGGUCGAGCUGGCCAAGCGGUUUCGCAAGUUCCCCGUUUGCUAUUCCCCCUCUCCUGUGGUGAAAGGCAGAGGGGGGGGAUCUUCCGGCACCGUCGUGAAUCCCGUUGCUACCCAUAACGACGAUACAAUUUCUUCAAAAUGUUGGGUUCCAUCCUUCCGUGUGGAUGUAUUUUGGGUUGACGCUGGUGAGCAGCUCGCGCUGACUUCUCAGCUCGGGAUCAAAAUGGUGCCGUCGGUUAUUUUCUUCACACCGAUGAAAACUGCCGAGAUGGGGGUGACAAGGGACGACACGGAUGAGGGUGACAUCGUUCAGGGCGCCCAUAUCCUAAACCGAAUGGACCUGAAUCUUCACGAUACCAUCGUCCUGCACAACCGCGGGGAGCUCACGCCGGCUUUUCCAACCACGGUGGAUGAUCUACUGCGCGUUAUGGCCGGGCCGAGGUUCCACGACCUGCUUCAGGUCAGGCCAAAUCCUAUAUCACUGAAAACACUCUACUGGGAUGACAAUAGCGGCAGUGAUGGCGGCGACCUUCAAAAUCAGCGCUACCUCAGACUCAACUACCGCUACCAAGCGGCAAGCGAAGAGAAUGAGGAGGAAGAGGAGGAGGCCUUUCGUCUUCUGAACGACUUCCUCUCCGUAGAGACGGAUGAGAUCGAGCAAAGUGAGGGGGAUACCGGAGUUGUCGCCGAACAGAAGGCUGAGGAUGUAGAUUUCUGGAAGGAGCAGCUUGAAAAGCGUAAACAGGCUAAGGCGGAGCGUGUUCGGCAGAAGGCCGCUAGGACCUCCGAUGCGCGCCAACAGGCAGUCAAGGAGUUCAAAACAAAUGUCCUUCGAGAGGUGAGCGAAGGCCUCAGACAGGACACUCUAGUUGUUACGCGCCAUGCUAUGCGUCGGACAGAUUUGCCGCCGCGAAAUCCUCUCAUUGCGUUCCGUCAGUGGGAGAAGGAGGCCCCACUGAUGGCUGCGGAGAUGAUUUACGACGUGGUGGAGGACGGAACAGUCCUUGGUACUCAAGCUUAUUAUGGACUAGAGAGGGAAGCCGAUGCUGAGUAA